Molecule: messenger RNA, 1143 nt
Organism: Physella acuta
Lineage: Eukaryota; Metazoa; Mollusca; Gastropoda; Physidae
Product: craniofacial development protein 2-like
Molecular function (GO): catalytic activity
Source: RefSeq, a predicted model, not a curated record
AUGACGCAAUGCAGCCAAAUCCGCAAGGAAGCUACAGAGCCGACCCCCCUUCUUCAACCGAGGAAAACUAAAUUCACAGCCCCAAAACUACUGUCGCAAAAGAAACCUAUCCUCAUUGGAACAUGGAACGUCAGAACACUAUGGGAAGCAGGGAAGUGUGCACAGGCAGUGAAAGAAAUGCAACAGUAUCAUCUUACAGUGCUCGGCCUGUGCGAAACAAGAUGGAACACCUUUGGAGAGACAAAAUUCCAGACGGGAGAAACACUGUUAUACUCGGGAAAAGAAAAUGAGGACGACCCACGAGAGGCAGGCGUAGCCUUGCUAUUGACAAAGGAGGCAACAAAAAGCCUGAUGGAAUGGGAUCCUGUAUCUGAUCGAAUAAUUAAAGCUAGAUUUGAAUCCAGGUUUCAAAAGACCUCCAUUAUCAUGUGCUACGCUCCUACAAACAACGCAGACGAGGAUGAAAAAAACCGCUUUUACGGGCAGCUUCAGUCGGUGGUUGAUAAGGUACCCAAGCGCGACAUGCUGAUCCUCAUGUGUGAUUUAAAUGCCACAGUAGGUAAAGACAACAGAGGCAGGGAAAUGGAGAUGGGAAUCAAUGGCCUAGGGGAAAUGAAUGAAAAUGGUGAACUCUUCACAAACUUUUGUGCCUCAAAUGAGCUUACUAUCGGCGGUACACUUUUCCCACACCGAAAUUGUCAUAAAGCCACCUGGAUAUCACCAGAUCAUAGCGAAAACCAGAUUGAUCAUGUCGUGGUACGGCGUCGUUGGAGGGCCUCACUGCAGGAUGUGAGAACAAAGCGAGGAGCCGACAUAGGAUCCGAUCACUACCUGGUUGUUGCUAAACUGAAGAUGAAGCUAAAGGCGAAGAAGAGGCAACAAGAAAUUAAUCCACGAAGAAAAUUUGAUGUAAGUAAACUUAAGACGCAAGAUAACAGGACAAAUUGUCAGGUCACCUUAAAAAUCGGUUUGAAGCUCCACAGACAGAAGAAAAAGAUUUGGAUUCAGUUGAACACACCUGGGAAAUAUUUAAGCAAGCCACUAUUGAAGCCUACGAAGAGGCUCCAGGAGGUAGAGCGCCCAACAGGAAGCCCUGGAUCACAGAUGAUACAUGGCAGAAUGUGGAAGAAAGAAAAAGCCUAA